CUUUCUUCCUGCCAUCCUCCUCCUCGACAGAUCGCAGCGGCAUCGUCCAUCACCCUUUGGUUCGACCUUGUUCUGCCUGGCCAUCCUCGGUGCUCACCUUACAUCUCUUCCUCGCCCAUCAUGUCAUCCUCGUCCGAUGCCUCGAUGAAUUCGGCCAGCUCCUCCCGAUCCGCCUCGCCUGUUCCCCUGGAUGCUGCAACGCUGCGAGCCGAGGGCAAUGAGCUCUUCAAGUCAAAGGCGUAUGGCUCUGCUCUGGACAAGUACUCUGCCGCCAUUGAUCUCGAGGAGACACAGAGGAUAGCUAGCAGAAAGGCCAAGGCCAACGGAGCAGCAGGCAGCCAGACAAAUGGCUCCGCCCCGAAUGGCGCCACUGCCGACUCGCUCUCCUCCCUCUAUCUCAAUCGCGCUGCUGCCCUCAUGGCUCUGAACCGUCAUGGCAAGGCAGUGAGCGACUGCCGCAAGUCUAUUGAGCUACAGCAGGAGGCAGACGGCGAGGCCUCUGUCAAGAGUCAGCUCCGGUUGUGCAGAGCCCUCGUGGGAUGUGGACAGCUAGACGAAGCUCAAUCUCGCCUCAACUCGCUGCCCGACUCUGCCGAGACCCGGUCCCUCAGCUCUUCUUUGCAGCCUUUGCUCGCCAGCUGGGCGGCUGUACAGAGGGACACAGCUUCCGGAGAGCUUCGAAUGGCCAGCUUCGCAAUCGAGCAGCUCCUAUCAUCCUCUCUAGUCCCUGCCCCACCUCUCGCCUGGAAGAUCCUGUCCCUGUCCCUCCUCUACAUUCGCAACGAUUCCUCGCUGCAGCAAGCCUCGAGCAAAGUCACAGAUCUCUUGCGGACAGAUCCGAAUCAUCCAGAGAUUCUCUUGCUGCGUGCUCGAGUGCUCUUCGCUCAAGGAGACCUGACAAAGACUGUCCAACAUACGCAAGCUGCGCUUCGCAACGAUCCGGAUCUCACUGCUGCAAGGGACCUGAUGCGCUUCUCGCGGGCGAUUGAGAAGACUAAAGAGGAGGGCAAUACUGCCGCAAAGGGAGGAAGGUGGAGCGCAGCGAAGGACAAGUAUACAGAGGCUCUGAGGGAUCUCAAGGCCGAGAGCAGCGAUGAUCAGCCCAAUGGUCAGACCAAUGGUACUGGUAGUGACAAGUCGCCCAUGGCUACUCUGCAUCUCACAGAGGGCGGGUCGAGACAGCUGCGAGCUACACUCUACUCGAAUCGGGCAACUGCCAACUUUAAGCUGAAGGCAUACGACGCAGCCCUGUCAGACUGCAACUCCACCCUGUCCCUCAUCCCGUCCUACUCCAAGGCCAUUCGGACUCGAGCGCGUACUAGUCUAGCGCUCGAUCUAUUCGAUGAUGCGAUCAAGGACUUCAAGGAGGCCAUUGAGACCGCUACCGAACAGAAUGAGACUCAGCAGCUGAAGAAGGAGCUGCAGCAAGCGCAGAUGCUGCAGAAGCGAUCUCUGCGCAAGGACCACUACAAGACGCUUGGCAUCAAGCGCGAUGCAGAGGAGAGCGAGAUCAAAAAGGCCUACCGAGUCGCUUCUCUCAAGCAUCACCCAGACAAGGGAGGCGACGAAGCCAAGUUCAAGGAGAUUGGAGAGGCGUACAAUAUCCUUAGCGACCCUGCAAAGAGGAGACGAUAUGACAGUGGAGCUGAUGAUCCCGAGUCGGAGGUGCAGUCCAACCCCUUCGGCGGCGGUGGUGGAGUGGAUCUGAGUGACCUCUUCGGACAGGGUGGUAUGGGUGGAAUGGGAGGCAUGGGCGGCUUCCCCGGCGGUGGCUUCGGCGGCGGCGGUGGCUUUGGAGGCGCAAGACCACCGCCCGGCUUCCACUUCGGAUGAGCAGGUGGUGAGGCUGCUUGACGCUAGACUUCCCAUCUACUACUUCUGCUCCAUCCCCUUCCCUCACUGUCUACACUGUACUGUCGUGCUCCAUCUCCCGAGUGGAUGAUGACCUUUUAGACCUUGAGCCAGAAUAAAUAGACUUUUACCUCCCU
Molecule: messenger RNA, 1988 nt
Organism: Microstroma glucosiphilum
Lineage: Eukaryota; Fungi; Basidiomycota; Exobasidiomycetes; Microstromatales; Microstromataceae
Product: DnaJ-domain-containing protein
Exons: 1
Coding region: 121-1833 (570 amino acids)
Molecular function (GO): protein binding
Source: RefSeq, a predicted model, not a curated record